Molecule: messenger RNA, 1938 nt
Organism: Acanthosepion pharaonis
Lineage: Eukaryota; Metazoa; Mollusca; Cephalopoda; Sepiida; Sepiidae
Source: the annotation of a GenBank genome assembly
AUGCAAGAAAGACGAUUUUAUUCAGCACCUACUUAUAGCAUCCUUCUCUCCCCUUUGUCUUCCUUGGUGGAUCACUCGAAUAGACCCUUCCCACCACGUGACCAACAUACAGUAGAUGUCAGUAUGCCAGUUGACGCUAUGGACGACUAUGAGAGGCCUCCCCCUAGGAUGUACCCUAGACGAGGUCGGAAACAUUUUGAUGAUGGGCCCGACUCUGAGAAAUUCCGUAAACUUUUCAUUGGUGGUCUAAGUUAUGAUACUAAUGAAGAGAGUUUGAAGAAGCACUUCUCAAAAUGGGGAGAGAUUGUUGACUGUGUGGUCAUGAGGGACCCCAAGACCAAAUGGUCAAGAGGCUUUGGCUUUAUUACUUACAAGAAUGUAAGUGAAGUUGAUGAAGCUCAAAAGCACAGGCCUCAUGUUCUUGACAAUCGUGAAGUUGAGACUAAAAGAGCCAUGCCAAGAGAUGAUGCUGAAUCUCAAGCAACUGUAAAGAAAAUGUUUGUGGGUGGUCUCAAGGAAGACACUACAGAUGAACAGUUGAGAGAGUUAUUUGAGCCUCAUGGCAAAAUUUCUACCAUUGACUUGAUUAGUGACAAGGCCACUGGAAAGAAGAGGGGAUUUGGUUUCAUUUCAUUUGAAGAUUAUGAUACCGUGGAUAAACUAGUAUUGAAAAAAUACAUGAAUUUGAAUGGUAAACAAAUUGAAGUGAAGAAAGCCUUGUCCCGCUCUGAAAUCAAUAACAGUAGAAUGGGUGGUCCUGGAUUUGGUCCUAGAGGUGGCCGUGGAGGCAUGGGUGGCAGAGGUGGUGAUGGCCCUGGUAUGGGUGGUGGUAUGGGUGGUGGAAGAGGAGGCCCUGAUGGUGACUGGUCACCAGGUUUUGGCGGUGGAUAUGGAGGUGGAGGUGGUAACUUUGGUCCUGGCGGUGGAUAUGGAGGAGGAAACUUUGGAGGAGGUGGAGGUGGCUAUGGAGGCGGUGGUGGCGGUGGCCCUGGUGGCUAUGGAGGCGGUGGCCCAGGUGGCUAUGGAGGAGGUGGCGGCGGCGGCCCAGGUGGCCCUGGUGGCUAUGGAGGUGGUGGUGGUGGUGGCCCUGGUGGCUACGGAGGUGGUGGUGGUGGUGGCCCAGGUGGCUAUGGAGGUGGUGGUGGUGGUCCUGGCGGCUACGGGGGAGGUGGUGGCGGCUAUGGAGGUGGCGGUGGUGGCCAAGUGGUCAAGGUGGUGGUGGCUAUGGUGGCGGCUAUGGUGGUGGCCCAGGUGGCGGAAGUGGUGGCGGUGGCUGUGGAGGUGGCGGCUAUGGCGGUGGUGGAAGCGGAGGUGGCGGCUAUGGCGGUGGAGGAAGCGGAGGCGGCGGCUAUGGCGGUGGAGGAAGCGGAGGCGGCGGCUACGGUGGUGGUGGUGGAGGAAGCGGAGGUGGUGGCUAUGGAGGUGGAGGAAGUGGUGGUAGCGGAGGCUAUGGUGGGAGUGGAGGUGGCUACGGCGGCUCAGGUGGAGUGUGGCUAUGGCGGUGGUGGUGGCGGCUCUGGAGGAGGUGGCUAUGGCGGCGGCGGCUCUGGAGGUGGUGGUGGUGGCUACGGUGGUAGUGGAGGUGGCGGGAGUGGUAACAGUGGCUAUGGAAUGGGAGGUGGUGGAGGUGGAGGUAGUGGUAGUGGAGGUGGCUAUGGCAGCUCACAUGGCAAUGACUUCCAAGAUGGAUUUGGAGGUGGCAGCAGUGGCGGAGGUGGUGGAGGUGGAAGUGGCGGUGGUAGCUGGCGAGGCAGCAACAGCUACGGUAACAGCUAUGGAGGUGGCCCUAUUAAAGGCAGUGGUUCUGGUGGUGGUGGUAGCUACUCCCAAAGAGGAUCUGGACCUUAUGGAAGUGGUUAUGGUAGCAGCGGUGGUGGCGGCGGCGGCGCAGCUCAACAUUCAGGCAGGCUUUACAGUGCUGAAAACGGAGGCAGCUAG